AUGGGUUGUGGGACUCCUGUAGCAGCAAAGACCGGAGCUUUCUUUGGGCAGGGUUCAGGACCUGUGUGGCUGGAUGGUGUGAGUUGUUCUGGGAAUGAGUCAACAGUGAAAAAGUGUCCAUCAAAGCAAAUAGGAACAAGCAACUGUAGCCAUUCAAAAGAUGCUGGAGUCAUCUGUAACCCUCCUGUUAGGUUUGUGAAUGGCGAUAACUCAUGUUCUGGACGAGUGGAGAUUCUUCAUAAUGGGACAUGGGGAACAGUAGCUUCAGAUUAUUGGGACCUUACUGAUGCUACAGUGGUGUGUAAAGAGGCCGGAUGUCCGACCGGUGUUGAAAUAAAAAAAUAUGCCUACUUUGGACCUGGUGUAGGAACAAUAUGGAUGAAUUCAGUUUCUUGUACCGGGACUGAAUUGUCAAUAAAGGACUGCAGAAAUCGUGGAUGGACACAAUACAGCUCUACAUAUCAUUCAUAUGAUUCUGGAGUCAUCUGUCGAGAUGUUAGGCUGAUAAAUGGAUCUAAUCUGUGUUCUGGAAGAGUAGAGGUUGAAUAUAACUAUCAAUGGGGAACCGUCUGUGAUGCUGGCUGGGAUUUAACAGAUGCUGCAGUGGUGUGUAAGAGCAUGGAUUGUAGGACUCCUGUAGCAGCAAAGAUCCGGGCUUACUUUGGCCAGGGUUCAGGAUCCGUGUGGCUGGAUAGUCUGAAAUGUUCUGGGAAUGAGUCAACAGUAAUAAAUUGUUCAUCAAAGCAAAUAGCAACAAGCAACUGUAGCCAUGGACAAGAUGCUGGAGUCAUCUGUAACCCUCCUAUUAGGUUGGUGAAUGGCAGUAACCCAUGUUCUGGACGAGUGGAGGUUUAUCAUAAUGGAACAUGGGGAACAGUGUGUUCAGAUUCCUGGAGUACUAACAAUGCAAUAGUGGUGUGUAGAGAGGCUGGCUGUCCGACCAACGCUGAGGCAAAAAUAAAUGCCUACUUUGGAUCUGGUGUAGGAAGAAUAUGGAUGAAUAACGUUCAAUGUGCAGGGAAUGAAUGGUCUGUAAAGGAUUGCUAUUUUCCUGGAUGGUCACCACAAAACUGUGCUCAUUCAUCUGAUGCUGGAGUCAUCUGUCGAGAUAUUAGACUGGUAAAUGGUCCUAAUCCGUGUUCUGGAAGAGUGGAGGUUGAAUAUAACUAUAAAUGGGGAACCGUCUGUGAUGCUGGCUGGAAUUUAGUAGAUGCUGCAGUGGUGUGUAAUAACAUGGGCUGUGGGACUCCUGUAGCAGCAAACACUGGAGCUUAUUUUGGGCAGGGUUCAGGACCUGUGUGGAUGGAGAAUGUAAAAUGUUCUGGGAAUGAGUCAACAAUAACAAGUUGUCCUUCAAAGGCAUUCGGAACAAGCACCUGUAGCCAUGGACAAGAUGCUGGAGUGAUCUGUAACAAUGUUCGACUUGUAAAUGGAGCUAAUCAGUGUUCUGGAAGAGUGGAGGUCUUAUAUAAUAAUCAGUGGGGAACGGUGUGUGAUGCUGGCUGGGAUUCAGCAGAUGCUGCAGUGGUGUGUAAUAGCCUGGGUUGUAGGACUCCUGUGGCAGCAAAGACCGGGGCUUUCUUUGGGCAGGGUUCAGGACCUGUGUGGCUGGAAGCUGUAGGUUGUUCUGGAAAUGAGCUAACAGUGAAAAAUUGUCCAUCAAAGGCAUUAGGAACAAGCACCUGCAGCCAUGGACGAGAUGCUGGAGUCGUCUGUAACUAUAUACGACUGGUUAAUGGAGUGAAUAUGUGUUCUGGAAGAGUGGAGGUUUUAAAUAACUAUCAAUGGGGAACCGUUUGUGAUGCUGGCUGGAAUUUAACAAAUGCUGCAUUGGUGUGUAAGAGAAUGGGUUGUGGGACUCCAAUUGCAGCACCGACUGGGGCUUUCUUUGGGCAGGGUUCAGGACCUGUGUGGCUGGAUGAUGUUAUAUGUUCUGCUGAUGAUUCAACAGCGAAAAAUUGUCCAUUAAGUGGAAUCGUGAAAAGCAGCUGUGGUCAUGGACAAGAUGCUGGAGUCGUUUGUCAAGAUAUAAAGCUGGUGAAUGGCACAAGUCCAUGUGAUGGCAGAAUUCAGGUUCUUUAUAAUAAUCUCUGGGGUGGAGUGUGUCAUACUGCCUGGGGUCCAGAAGAGACUGCAGUUUUGUGUAGUGAGCUUGGCUGUGGUGAAGCUUCAGUGCCGCAGUCAUAUGUGGGUCCAUUUGUUGAGCCAAUAUGGAUGGAUAAUGUGAUAUGUAUUGGAAAUGAGUUGACACUGCGGGACUGUUCAUUUACUGGAUAUAAUAUUAACAGUUGUAUAAAUGGACUUUAUGCAGGAGCUGUCUGCAUCAAAACUCUGAGAAAAGAUGUGGUGAGGAUUAUGGUUACAGCUAAUGCUGGCCUCAAUGUCAAUAAUCUAAAUAUCAUGGCGAUGCUUAUGGACAAGAUAAGGAAAGUGGUUAAAAGUAAAGGAAAUUAUUUAGCAAACUGGAAAACACAGCAUGAUGGAAUUAUAUUUCACCAUGCAGCAGAUUAACAGAUGUUUAUCCUGGGGAAAAGAACCCAAAAUCAGAACUGUCUCCACUAGAGUUUCAAGACAAUUGAAGAGAAACCACUGAGCAAUAAAAUUUUCUUUUAUCCCCAUCUGGCUAUCCAAAAUGAUAUAUUUACUUGUGAACAGAUGCAAUUAUAGUUAAAUGUUGUAAGCUUAUUUUUGUAACUAUGGUUAUAUGUUACAGAAUAUUUCCUUUUUUUUUUUGAUGCAUACAUUUCUUACUAAAGCAUCUGAAGGAAGC
Molecule: messenger RNA, 2770 nt
Organism: Paramisgurnus dabryanus
Lineage: Eukaryota; Metazoa; Chordata; Actinopteri; Cypriniformes; Cobitidae
Product: scavenger receptor cysteine-rich domain-containing protein DMBT1-like
Cellular component (GO): membrane
Source: RefSeq, a predicted model, not a curated record